This is a messenger RNA of Amphiprion ocellaris (clown anemonefish), 4282 nucleotides long. Its product is annotated as F-box/LRR-repeat protein 16-like. The transcript has 3 exons. Bases 385 to 639 code for a protein of 84 amino acids. Gene Ontology annotation, molecular function: protein binding. NCBI's taxonomy places the organism in Eukaryota, Metazoa, Chordata, Actinopteri, Pomacentridae. The record is from RefSeq and is a predicted model, not a curated record.
UGGAAAACAGACUUCAGCAUAGGUUCAUUACUGCCACCUACUGGGCUGGAGUGUUCAUCAGAGUUACUGGUGUGCCAGAAAUUAGGGAACUGAGAAAGGCGCGAUUAAAUGCGUUAAUUUAUUUAACGCAUUUUUUUGGGUGCAAUUAAUUAAUCAAAAUUAACGCGUUAAAGUCCCAGCCCUAAAAUUAACUUACAUAGAUAGCAAGUACAGUGCAUGACAUCUAAGAAACAUAAACACCAGUAUGUGAAUGAUUUAUUUCCAUGGCUAUUGCUAAUGGCAUCAAAAAGUAAAGGUAAUUGUUUACGUUGAUGUAGUUUGUGUAUUGUGUCUUCUUUUAGGUGUGUGCGGAUCACAGACACCGGCUUAGGCUACUUGUCCACCAUGUCAUCAUUAAGAAGCCUCUACCUGCGCUGGUGCUGUCAGGUGCAAGAUUUUGGACUGCAGCAUUUGUUUGGAAUGAGAAGUCUUCGUCUGUUGUCUCUUGCUGGAUGCCCCCUGCUGACCACCACUGGUCUAUCAGGCCUCAUCCAGCUGCAUGAACUGGAGGAGCUAGAGCUGACCAACUGCCCUGGUGCCACUGCUGAGCUCUUCAAAUACUACUCUCAGCACCUGCCCCACUGUAUGGUCAUCGAGUAAGACCACUGACUGAGCCCACGACUAACAGAUCACCAUACCUUCCUCCUCUUUUUCCUCCCUCAAUCUUUUCUUAAAUGCCUAAACCCAGGAUACUGGACUGCUCCUACUGUACCACUUUGUUCCUCUUUCCUGACCCCAAACCCUGCCUGUCUUCCUCCACACCCCAUUAAGCAGACUGACCAACAGGCAGACAGAGAGGCAGGAAGGUAGAUAAUGGAAUGUGCCAGACCCAGUGGAUAAUGGCUUGCCAUUUGAGCUUCAUUUAAGAAGAUGCUGGAGUGAAGAGCUUGGUGUGACGUCUUGUCUGACAGCAAGUUUCUUUUCCACAAUCAACAAAAGGUUUUUACAGAGGAGAGCUUCUAUAGACUUUGACGAUUUUUUUAAAAAACUGAAUGGUUACUGAAGGGAGUGAAAUAUGCUGAUCCAGAUGCAGCAUUGAGGAAAUCCAUAAAAUGGAGACUGUGGUGUUUUAGCAGCUGGAACUCACAUAUUCACGCAUACACUGUAAACACACACAAACAUAUUGUAUAUGGUAAGUGAAGCAAAUGUAAAUCCUCAAGAUCACGAAUAUGUAAUUUUAGAUUGACUUCCAUAACUGUAUGUAAUAUAGUCACUAUUUCAUUCUUUCUCCCAGAAGGCAUCAAAGGUUCAGUUUUGUCUUGUUUAGAGAACUACACAAUAUGCCAGCUUGGGAAACAGGAAAUAGACGGAACUAAAGAUGCAGUUCAAGAAGUGAAUUGCAGAGAUGGAAAAGCUCACUCUCUCAUUCUCUUUUCUUUAGUGCGUGAAAUGUGUUUCAUGGACUCAGAACUUCCCAUCUUUUUGGGGCACCACCGCCUUUUCUCAUUUCCGUGUCUUAUCAGAAAUUAAAAAAGAAGAAGAAAAAGAAGAAAAAGAAAAUUUAAAUUUGAAAAGCAACUGCAUAAACAGGCGUUUUGUUGCACGCUUGAAUGACUGGAUUGAUUAUUGUUUUAUUGUGGUCUUUUCUUCAGUUAUUGUACACAUAUUUAAUUUACAGAUCUGGUGGAGAAACUUUUGUAAAUGGUGUGUUGUUGAGACAGUUCAACGUGAUUAAGCAGUGGAUCAAUUGAAAAGUAUAUUUUGCAGAAAGCAUUUUACCUUAGUCCUAAAGUAGUGUCUGCUAAGGAUAAAAUGUUUUUCUUCAAAUGAUGAAUAGAACAGAGCCAUGAAUUACAAACAAAUCAACUGUGGGGCUUCAACUGACAGUGAUAACUUGAUACUUCUGAACUUCAACUAAUAAACAACUUAAGUUAGCUAAGGGACCAGGGAAGAGAUCUGUCUGUUGGUAAGAAUGCCAUCUUCAAAUUGAAGCCACAUCUGCUUUUGGAACUCAAAAUUUCUUUUCAUCUUUUCAAUGAUGAUAGAAAUAUAUGAUAUUUAGUAUUUGAAUUUUGAUUUAGGCAACUCUGACACAGCUAAUGUAAAAUUUGACACAAUUUGCUAUUGCCAAGUUAUCUCAAAGGCAAUGAAGUGGGCAAUUUCAGUAUUUAUUAAAAAAGCAACUCUUACAGUGUCCACUACAGGCGAAGGUCAGAAAUAAGCAGGAGCUCAGGGCUCUUGUAUAAUGGCAAUUUUUAAAUGACAAUUUAGUUUGUGGGAAUUUUAUAACUUUUCCUACUAAUCCACAGUCAGAGAAAUUCAUGAUAGAUCUGAGAUUGUAGUCACUUAAUUGAAGUCAAGAGGAUUACACAAUAGAUUUUAUUUGCUGUAUAAUGUUUCCUUUAUCACUGCAAACCAAGAAUUAGUCUAUAUGUCACUGAACACAACAAAUUGCCUCUUUUAUUGCAAGCUUGACCAGCGAUUUUAUUAGUACUAAUAACAAUUGUAAUCAUGAAGUCACUAGUUGAAAUUAGUAGAUGGUCACAGAAUGCAUCAAGGCCAUUACAAGAAAAUAUGACUAUUAGCAGACAAACAUCAGACAAGUGUUGUGAACAAACAUGUUGUGCAGAUGUGUUUUGAAGAAAAAGUUGAAUGUGGAUAUUAUGAUGAAUAGCCAAACCCACGUUAUAAUAAACCAUAUUUAGAACUGAGAUUAUCGUACACAUCUGUAAACUUGGUUGAUCUAGGCAAAGCAGUACAUUCAACAUUGUUUUAUUUUGCCAAAUUUAUACACAAUACAAAGUAUCUGAAAAUGUCUGACUCUAGGUAAGUUGGAAACAUAGUAAGGUUUCCCAUAAACCAAAAAACUUUCAAGUCAGCAGUCAUGUUUUUCCACCAACUAUCGUAAAAUUAAAAGAAAAUGGAUGCAGCCAACAGUGAACAACUGUCCUGCUUUUUGCCUUGUGUGUCCCCUUAUGCACUGACCCCCAACUGAAGGGACUGGGUAAGUGUCAGCCAAUAUCAGGUUGUGCCAAAUGCAUCUGGCUGCACAUAAAGUGUGGCUGGUUGCUUCUAGCUGAUUGCUGACUACAAGGAAACAGAGUACUACAUAGAAAAGGCAGACCAUACAUGAUUUUAGCUGAUCUGCAGUUUCAGAAUAGUUCAUUUCUGAUGUUGUUUAGUAUCUCUUAAGUGUACAUAAGUAUAUUUAUUUCUUCAUGUAUUUAUUUAUUUAUUUAAAUUAAUUUGUGUCUUAUUUACUUAUUCAUUUAUUUAUUGACGAGACAUUUUCCAACCAUUUUUGGUUUUGUUUUGGACCUUGCCUCAGGUUUGGGCUUAAGUAAGUGUAUUCAUUGAUUGUUGUUGUUGUUGUUGUUAUUAUUAUUAUUAUUAUUAUUAUUAUUAUUAUUAUUAUUAUUAUUAUUAUUAUUAUUGUUAUUAUUGUCAUGCUAUGACAUUCAGGCCCCUAGGUAAAAUACUCUGCUGAGUACACAUUGAACAUACACUUGUAAACACCAGUGAACUGUAACAUCAUUAACAAUGACUAAAAGUUUCAAAUUUUCAUAAUACACAACAGUAUAUUUUCCUCUGUGCAAGUCUGUGUUAACUUUGUAUUGCUGUUUGGUCCCUUCUAUAAGAAUAAGGCUACAAACAGUGGUGACAUAAUUAUUGUCAUUGUCCUGAAUGUGACAGCAAAAUACAGAUUAUGAUAUGCAUAAAGGCAUUUGAAGUCUGAGAUCAGCCUCUCUCAUGGCCAAGCAAUGUUUACACUGUCUAAUAGUAUGAACAAGGAUCUCUGAAGCUUGAAGAGUCUAUGGAAACAUAUUAUGAACAAAGCUAUUGACCCUAAAACAACUGUCAGUAAGUUUUGAACACAAUUUGAAAAGCUGGCUUUGUGGUCACUACCAUUGUUUUUGAUAAGUUCAAGACUGGUGUUCUGAUUUUGUUUUUAGCCUACCUAUGUACUUAAGUGGAAUCUGAUAUUUAUGCAACACCUUAAUCAUUAAUGGUGGCCAAAACCUGUAAAUAGCACUUACAAGUGUUCACUGCUGUGGUCUCUACUUGAAGAUCACUUGUGCCACACUCAUUGCCAAGAGUUUUUUGCUUUAAGUUUAUGUCCACUUUAUGAUAAUUAUCAUUAAAUUAAUUGGUUGUGGCUUAUAAAAUUCUACUUAAGUUUUGGUUUGUGUGAAGUAAAGACAAAAUUAAGUGCCCCCCCAACACACACACACACACACACACACACACACACACACACACACACACACACACACACACACACACACACACACACACACACACA